Molecule: messenger RNA, 661 nt
Organism: Corapipo altera (White-ruffed manakin)
Lineage: Eukaryota; Metazoa; Chordata; Aves; Passeriformes; Pipridae
Product: keratin, type II cytoskeletal 1-like
Exons: 5
Biological process (GO): keratinization; intermediate filament organization
Cellular component (GO): keratin filament
Molecular function (GO): structural constituent of skin epidermis
Source: RefSeq, a predicted model, not a curated record
GCCCAGAGCAGCCGCGCCGAGGCCGAGGCCUGGUACCAGAGCAGGUACGAGGAGCUCCAGAACACCGCCGGGAAACACGGGGACAACCUGCGGAACACCAAGAUCGAGAUCCAGGAGCUGACCAGGAACAUCCAGAGGCUGCGGGCGGAGCUCGAGAACGUGAAGAAGCAGAACCAGCAUCUCCAGUCGGCCAUCGCCGAGGCCGAGGAGAGGGGCGAGAUGGCCCUCAAGGACGCCCGCAGGAAGCUGGAGGAGCUGGAAUGUGCCCUGAGCAAGGACAAGGAGGAGCUGGCCCGGCUGCUGAAGGAGUACCAGGAGGUGCUGAACGUCAAGAUCGCGCUGGACGUGGAGAUCGCCAUGUACAGGAAGCUGCUGGAGGGGGAGGAGAACAGGCUCUGCAACGACAGCUCGUCCAACGUCAACGUGUCCGUGGUCGGCAGGAGCAGCAUCUCCGGAGGCAGAGGCGGCGGGAUGGGAGGAGGAUUCGGCGGCGGCAGCUGCGGGAUGGGAGGAGGAUUCGGAGGCAGCGGGAUGGGAGGAGGAUUCGGAGGCAGCGGGAUGGGAGGAGGGAUGGGAGGAGGGGUGUGCGGCGGAGGAGGAGGAGGAGGAAGCGGCUUCGGCGGCGGCAGCUGCGGGAUGGGAGGAGGGAUGUACGGCGGGG